Messenger RNA from Cuscuta europaea, 1477 nucleotides. Lineage: Eukaryota; Viridiplantae; Streptophyta; Magnoliopsida; Solanales; Convolvulaceae. The record is from the annotation of a GenBank genome assembly.
GCCAUCUUUAGCACAGCACAAAACGAAAUCUUCCAUUGACCGACAAAAAACUACACUUAUAAUCUAACAUGUUGUCUGGUCAUCACCAUUUACGGUGCGACUCAAUGUGGUGUGUACGACGUACGAUGUUUGUCUCCGCCAUAGCGGCAACCCUCGUGUGGGUUGCUGCUUCCGGCGAAGCCAAAGUAAAGUUGCCGGAGGAGGUGGUGGUGCCGGCGCUGAUAGGUUUCGGAGAUUCCAUAAUAGAUCAAGGCAUGAACAACUAUAUUCCGACCGUCGUCAAGUGCAACUUUCAACCCUAUGGGGAGGACUUUAUGGGGGGAAAGCCCACUGGGCGCUUUACCAAUGGCAAGACCCCCACUGAUAUUAUAGCUGAGCUAUUGGGAAUCAAAGAUUAUGUGCCAGCUUAUUUGGACGCGAGUUUAACCCCCGAGGAUCUGAAAACGGGAGUCAGCUUUGCAUCCGGAGCCAGUGGAUAUGACCCCCAAACGCCCCAAAUUGUGUCGGUGUUCCCGCUGUCGCAACAAAUAGAGUACUUCAAAGAGUAUUUGGGGAAGCUGAAGGCCGCGUUUGGUGAAGAGCAAACAAAGUUCAUAUUAGACAACAGCUUAUUCUUGGUGGUCGCCGGCAGCGACGACCUUGCCAACACCUACUUCACCGUCGGAAUCCGCCGAUUGCAUUACGACGUUGAUGCUUACACUGAUCUUAUCAUACAGGGUGCUUCCAACUUCAUUCAAGAAUUGUACGCACUGGGAGCAAGAAGGAUAGGAGUAUUCAGCGUGCCACCAAUAGGAUGUUUGCCAUCGCAGAGGACACUGGGAGGAGGGAAGAGUCGGGGCUGCGCAGAGAAUUACAAUGACGCUGCCAAAUUGGCCAAUUCCAAGUUCUCAGCUACGCUUCAGUCCUUGUCCACCACCUUAUCCAAAUCCAAGCUCGUUUUUAUUGACAUCUACGAACCCCUCCUUCACAUCAUGCUCAACCCUCAACAAUAUGGAUUUGAAGUGGCUGAUAAAGGAUGCUGUGGAACGGGAAACGUAGAGGUUGCGGUUUUAUGUAACAAAUUGUUACCCACAUGUGAAGAUCGCGAGAAGUAUUUGUUUUGGGAUAGUUAUCACCCCACAGAAAAAGGUUACAGAACCCUUGUAAAUAAGGUCAUCUACAAGUAUAUUGACGAAUUCUUCUAAGCACCCUACCUCCCGCUUAUUAAUUAUUGGUUAAAUCGUACGUCAUUGAAACCUAAGCUACUUAUAUCGUUUUCAAGCCUCUCGCAAUAGUAUGUUAUUUUUUUGCCAUUUCACUUUGAAAUACUACGAUGUAUUAGCUUCUUCAAUUCUAGCUAGCAAGAACUUACUGUUAGCUAGCUAGUUGUUUACCAACCGGGGUGAAUUGAAUUUACCUACACACAAUUUCUCAAUUUCUAUGUCUAUAUGCAUAAGGUUUAGGUACGUUUUCAGUCCCUACAAAUAUAUGAUCAAAU